UCCGGGCCGCCUGACUCCCGGGCGGAGAAGGACCAACAAGCCCCUGAAGUAAGGACCUCGGUGUAGCCGGGCAGCGCUCCCACAACUUUCUCCCCAGUCUUUGGUAUAUACACCUGUAUGAAUUUACCACCGGCUUCUAAUCCCAUGGAGUAGGAAGCUUAACAGAACGGUGGAGGAAGAGUUUAUUCCGAAGACGAGCGAUAAAGCAAAGGAGACAUUUAUCAGGUGAAAGUUCUACGGGAAAGACAUGGCACGAGGAAGAAACCGUCUGACUUAUUUUGGGACAAAGGGGCAUUCGAUUUUACCACAAAGGAAUUAUGGACUCCUGGCUGGUCGUAGCAAGUACUACAUGGAUGAGGACUAUCCACCCCCAGGGACCUUCAGACCUUCCAGAACCUUUUUCCCUGGGGCAGACUAUUACAUGGCCGAUGCGAUGUCAAGUCACGCCACCCAACAUGUCCACAGACACCGUUUACGACAACAUGGAUUUGGCUGCAAAGUCUCGCGGAAAAGACAAGCGUCUAAUGUCGCAAGUCAACGCUGCAUUGAAUCCAGAAAGUGUUCCAAAGGGGUCCAAAGAAAGCAAAGGGUUACACGGGCUGCCAAAUCAACGACUUCUCCAACGCUAUUUCCCUGAAUCAGCCCACGAUUAUCACCCCAUUCUGACUUUAAGAGAAACAGACAUGCAGUCCCCUCUGAGUAGCCUACCGGAAUACCGAAAACAUCCAAUCCCACCUGUAUAUAAACCCCCUAGAUUAACAUUUGACGAACCGUCCAGGAAAGUAGGUGGCGGCGGCUCCAUGCGCCAAUGGUUAGCUGACGGUUUGUCUAAAACUCGCACCAUGUUUCGUAAAGAUGGUGAGGAACCUUCCGAAUUUCGUUGGCUUGACGCUCCUUCCAUGGGGGAGCUGGACUCCCCCGAAGAGUCACUAUAUUCAGACACAAAUGAUAUAUCCUUUUCUGAUCCAUAUUCCUCGUACGACUUGCCCGGCCCUUUAGGCAGUGACAGACAAUCCCCAUUUACAUCUAUGUAUGAAGAUGUGGAACCAGAUGAUGUAGACAGUAGCAGUUACUUCAUGCCAGCUGCAUCCUUCGGACGACGCAAACUUCGCGCUAUCACGCCAAAACGUCCAUUGCACUCAGUACAACAACUUAGACGUAGACGACGAAGACGAGAAAGAAAUCGAACGCCCUCUUACAUGAGACAGUUCCCUUUAUCGGAUGACGUUUCUGACACUUCUAGUGACAUCGGAUCUGAUAUUUUAGACGACUAUCCACUCAGUCUAGACUCGAUAAAAAGACAAUCGGAGUUUCUCCCAUACGAGCCGGCACCUCCCUACCCAACCACUAAAAUUUUCUCUGACUAUGGGACAUCUUUACCCUCACUCCAGCGGGUAGGCUUGACCCCAACUCCCCGCUUGCCAGAACUCAGUACCAGCAGGGUUAUGCCUUCAGCCUUGUGGCUCAAUGACCUUGUGUCCUCUACAAGGCGCAGAGCUUUGGCGAGCAUCCCAGGCCCUUCGGAUUUGGACACUUCAAAUGUUAUUUUUAGCAUAGACACGCCAUUAUCAUAUCGCCCUAGGACCUCGAGGCCGCGUCGCCUUGAAUUCGAGGUCCCAGUUGUGUUUCCUUCUCCACUUAGAUCUACUGCAAGUGUUACCUCUUCAGGUAACGAUAUUGCGCCAUUUCGACCAAUCAAACCCCUUGUAAUAGAGACCAAUCGCAAUGCCUUAGACCUGUCUAAGCCCAUAGUUGUUACUGUAGACGGCCGUGACGACUUCUUCAGUAAAUUCCUCUCUCAGAGAAAACAGUUUCGUGAUAGCAUAUUAAAGCGCCUCGACGAUGAAACGGACAGAUGUAGGUCGGUAGUGCCAGUAAGGUCUACUAGCAGUUAUUACACCGCGCCGUAUAGGGCUAUACUGACAUCUAGGCGUAGCCCAGAACCCCAAUCGACACAUCGUGACAGAGGGAAGCGGACUGUAGACACACACGACGACCUGCUACCCUUACCGCGAGUAAGUCGGACGACAUAUCCGGUACGGGCUGUUGUAAGUGUUUCUAGCAACCGCGACCCGUUUCCGAGGUACUCCUCCUAUGAAAGGGUCAGACCAACAGAAAAUGACGACGAUUCCAUGUCUUUGGUACCUGUGAGUAGGUCCAACCCAUCCAGGACGUAUUCCUGCGAGAGGGACAGCGAAGAGCCGACUGGAACACUAACCACUCUUGACAGAAUUCGUAUGAAGGCUGCCAUCAUUUCACCUAACGUGGAGAUAGAGACUAAACGGAAGAAAGGGCCGAAAUCUAAAUAUGCUGCCGCUGUAAUGCGGGAGUUGAGACUAAACCCCAAGAAAGACAGCGGGGGUAAAGGAGGCCCCGGGGGCGGCUCUGGGGGCCAAACUUCAGCCCUGAGGCAGCGAUUGAGAAAGGUCUUAUGUAAAUCACAUAACGACCCAACCUAUUACAAAGACUAGUUUCCAUGGACGGUACGACAAGGAGGGAAGCAAAGGCAGAUCAUCUACACCUAAGAGGUACGGACGGCAACUACCCGCUACGGCGUAGGGAUCCCCGCGGAAGACGACAACAAUGAAUAUUAUAUCUGUUAAUGUUCGAAUUUCUUUGGAUCAUCAGAUUGUGGGUAAAAAACAACUAAAACAACUGAAGUUCUAGUGUUCCGGUAAAUGUAUCUCUAUAAGCUGGGAAGGUACAUUGCUGUGGUAUGAAGUUUUGCUUGUGUAUACAUGUCUACGUUGGUAUAUAACUGUCUCAAGUAGCAGCGCUGGUUUAUCAUUAUAUAAUAUUUUAUUACAAGUAAGUACGGGACUGACUUGAGCGAGUUUUCGUCCUACCUCUUGGCAAGGAUUCAUAUGCCUGGCGCAUUGAAUUGCCAUGUCAAGAUGCACAGCAUAAGAUUUCCCUCCAUUUGUUCGAAAUUUGCAGUGGAUGUUCCCACUUCCAAUUCUGUACUUUACGUAAGGAAACUUGACUUUUUAACAUUUGUAAAAGAAAUCUCUAUAAAACAGCAUGAGAUGGAAGUUGAACACGACUGGUUGUUCUCGUUACGCUCUGUUUCCACCAUCCCUUCACCGCCGAUGCCGCUUUGAAGGAAUGACGUCAUACCACGAAAGCCACGUAUCGGGAGGCAGUGACGUCACGUGGACAUAUAGUCCAUUUGGAUUGGUCAUUUGAAGACACUUGGCGUUGAUAGUACAGUGCUGAUGUAAAUGUGAUUUUAUUAAGCUUGCUCUGUGUAUAUUAAGUUACAAGUUUUAAAAUUACCCCCAAAGGAAUAAUAUAAGAUUAUUUGCCUGUUGUUAUCUAUAGUUGACAUUGAAAAUAACGAAUCCGUUUUCUUUUUAACUAGUACUGGAAUGACAGUUUGGCAUUUACAGGCUAGCAUAUCAAUGUUCGGAUAUUACAUGAAAAUCAGUAAACGAAAUGUAAAUGUGCAUCUAGAUUGGUUAUUUUCAUGUUAUGUGAGGCACUUUGGGAGAGCCAGCCGCCAUUUUGUGUUUUUCUCUACAUUGCCCUGGCGCACUAAGUGUUGUACUGUAUCAAUAUAUGAUGCUUCUCUUGUUAAGAAACGGCGUGUUGGGCUUUCGGAUUUCAAACAAUCUAGCACAUGCAAUAACGUCAAGCGGAAGGUGCUACAAUAAAGGAAUCGAAUCAUGUCA
Liolophura sinensis is the source of this 3671-nucleotide messenger RNA. RefSeq lists its product as uncharacterized. Bases 318 to 2471 code for a protein of 717 amino acids. The transcript is spliced from 8 exons. The record is from RefSeq and is a predicted model, not a curated record. NCBI's taxonomy places the organism in Eukaryota, Metazoa, Mollusca, Polyplacophora, Chitonida, Chitonidae.